Lithohypha guttulata is the source of this 975-nucleotide messenger RNA. RefSeq lists its product as uncharacterized. Gene Ontology annotation, molecular function: oxidoreductase activity, acting on NAD(P)H. Bases 1 to 975 code for a protein of 324 amino acids. NCBI's taxonomy places the organism in Eukaryota, Fungi, Ascomycota, Eurotiomycetes, Chaetothyriales, Trichomeriaceae. The transcript has 3 exons. The record is from RefSeq and is a predicted model, not a curated record.
AUGAAGUCGGCCAUCAACCUGGCGGGUGCUGUGCCAAAAGUCAACAUCAUAGAUGAACUAAUUCCUCAGCCAGGCCCGAAAGAAGUGCUCAUCAAAGUCGUCGUCUCUGGAUCCAACCCCAAGGAUUGGAAACUCCCGUUGUGGGCAGAGACAUAUGACACUUCAGACGGGGAUUCCGUUGCAGCUAAACAAAUGGCAAAGGCGAAGAAAGGUCUCAAUCAAGGGGAUGACAUAGCGGGAAUAGUUGAAGAGGUCGGUAAAGAUGUAAUCGAAUUCAAGAAAGGAGAUCGAGUUGCGGCGUUCCACGAGAUGGGUACAGACGGAGGCUCUUACGCAGAAUAUGCGAUUGCGCCGGAUCACACGACUUUUCAUCUCCCGCCCGCCAUGUCCUUUGAAGUUUACGGGGGCAGUACCUCUGUCGGAUCUUUCGCCAUCCAACUUGCCCGAAACAGCAACAUCCAUCCCAUCAUAUCGGUGGCGGGCUCAGAAAAAGACCACGUCAAAUCCCUUCUUGACACCAGUAAAGGUGAUGUCGUCUUUGACUACCGUGACGGCGCCGACAACGUUGUCAAUCAGAUACGCGAUCACCUCAAAUCAGGAGGCUACCCACAACCGCGACACGGACUUGAUCCAGGCAUCGGCGAGCCGUGCAAGAAGGUUUUGACCGAGAUCGUCGCCAAGGAUGGGUACAUCGACCUUGUUCUGGGCGUACCUGACUGGGACACUGCACCGGCGACCAAAACUUCAACAAUGGUGGGCAUAGUACACAGUGAUGCUGGCGAUGAUCUUGGUCUGGUGACGUGUCGAUGGUUCACCAAGGCUUUGCAGGCGGGUACAUUCAAGGGGCACCCAGUUGAGGUCAGAGCUGGUGGACUUGAGGCUGUGGAGCAAGCAUUGAAAGAUCUGAAGGAUGGUAAGAACAGUGCUAGGAAGUACGUAUUCCGGAUUGCGGAGACACCUGGGCUUUCAGCCUGA